Molecule: messenger RNA, 870 nt
Organism: Vigna umbellata (rice bean)
Lineage: Eukaryota; Viridiplantae; Streptophyta; Magnoliopsida; Fabales; Fabaceae
Product: protein NOI4-like
Source: RefSeq, a predicted model, not a curated record
AGAUUUUGAUGGUUGAGCGCGAUUGGCUGGAAAGGGUGGAAAGGUGGGCCUCACAAAUUUGAUUUAUAUUUGGCCCACUCUCUCUGUUUUUCUCUGUUUCUCUAAUUCUUUCUUCUUUCUCCUUGGAAACUCAAAAUCAAGGAAAAGAAGAAGGUGGAAACAAAAACAUUGCAUUACGUAAAAAAUAUAUACAUACAUUCAGUUCCAGUGAAGCCACAACCAUCCAUCCAUGGCGGAGAAGGGUAAACCAUUGCCUAAGUUUGGGGAAUGGGAUGUGACCGAUCCAUCAUCGGCUAAUGAUUUCUCUGUAAUCUUCAACAAAGCCAGGAAUGAGAGGAAGUAUGGUACUAAGGUCAGUUUACCCCCUAAGCGUCGCAAUUCACCAAACUACAACGCUCAUGAUGCACUUCGCAAAUCCCAUUAUAAAAAAUGGUUCUGCUGUAUGACCAGAUCUGCAGAGCCAUGAGGAGGCUUUUCAGUUCAUGACAGUUUAGAAAUAUGAUAUGGGACUCCGGAGCUUCAUUAAAGCUAUGGUGGGUCCUGCUGGAAUCUUUGAUCAUAUAUAUACAUACUUAGUGUACAUUAUGGCUUGACUAGGAAACGAAUAUCGCAUUGAAACAUGCGAUUUCUGGGGUGUGUUCAAAAAUUAUUGGUUUCACACCUCAUCCACUCGAGAUUUUUUUAAUUUUUUUAUCCAUUCAAGUUUCCCUCUAUUAUUCAUGUAAAGAGGAAUUUGAUAAUUUUAUGUAACUGUGUUCUUAUUUGUGGACGUAGAUGGCAUCGUUUGCCAUCUUUCUGUCGUCCCAUUAAGCAAAUAAUAAUAAUAUAUAAUAUUAUAUAAAGAAAGCAAUCCAAGGGCUCUAUUUGUAC